This is a messenger RNA of Sorghum bicolor (sorghum), 856 nucleotides long. RefSeq names its product tobamovirus multiplication protein 2B. Lineage: Eukaryota; Viridiplantae; Streptophyta; Magnoliopsida; Poales; Poaceae. The transcript has 4 exons. The record is from RefSeq and is a predicted model, not a curated record. Bases 99 to 470 code for a protein of 123 amino acids.
UAUGUGGUGGGCUGGGCCUUUGGUUAUUUAGACAUUUUUCAAUUCCGUACUGGGCGACUGGGAGUAGGGCGAGCUCCUCCCAAGUCGACGUGGCGGGGAUGGCUGCGACGGCCGGCGGCGGUGGCGGUGGAGGGGCUAAGGCGGCGGUGGCGGAGCAGAUAGCACAGGCAGUGCGGUCCACCUCCAACCUUCUCCAGCUCAUGGAGCAGUCCUCCCCCGCGCAGGUUCACUUGGCAAAACUACCCAAGAACCUGUUGGAAAAGGCAUCCUUUGCAAAGAACACAGAGCAUGUGCUGCACCAGCUACCUCAAGUAAUUUCAUCCUUGGAUGCUUAUAUGGACAGGAGUUUGCAAAGUGCCUCUCAAAUUAAGACUGUCACACAGCUCUUGUCAAACAUGGAGAACACUCAGCUGAGGUCCAUGUUGCCUUCCUCUCAAACGAAGAAAGAUCAAAAGAGUUCUGAACCUUAGGAACUCAGGGUUUGACUGAUGUGUUUCACUGAGACAUAAUGGAAGCAUGUGUUUUUGCCGUCUUGUGGUAAAGAAAUUUGAGUACUGUGGUUCAAGAGAUGGCUUGGCUCUAUCCGGCAUAAGAAUCGAGGAAUUGCUGCCUACUGUCUGUCCCACAUUUGCUGAAUUCCGUUGGGGAAUGCUGUUACUGUAACUAUUCUUCAGGUGCCAUGUUACGGGUGCCUAGAACCUGUAUCAUAAGGCAAGUAUGCCUGUUAAUUGCCACGCUUUCUGGUCUGUAACCAUGCUGUUUUCUUGUAAUUGCAUUGAUUGUUUUUAGCGGUAAAUUAAGGUAGAACUUAAUAAAUGAUAAAAUGUUUAACGUGGCACUGCUCUUUGAAGUUCAA